This is a messenger RNA of Athene cunicularia (burrowing owl), 3475 nucleotides long. It is a transcript of the gene CH25H, whose product is annotated as cholesterol 25-hydroxylase. NCBI's taxonomy places the organism in Eukaryota, Metazoa, Chordata, Aves, Strigiformes, Strigidae. Gene Ontology annotation, molecular function: iron ion binding; steroid hydroxylase activity; C-4 methylsterol oxidase activity. The record is from RefSeq and is a predicted model, not a curated record. Gene Ontology annotation, biological process: cholesterol metabolic process; sterol biosynthetic process. The transcript has a single exon. Bases 2097 to 2921 code for a protein of 274 amino acids.
UUAUUUUUCAUUAAGGGAUUUAAGAAUAUUUUUCUAUGACCUAAUCUACAGGCAAAAUGCCUAUUCUUCAAAUUUUAGCUUAUAGGCAGCAGAAGUUUUAAAACUGCUUGAGACUCCACAUGGCUAUUCAGGAUUAGUUGGAGGAGUGCCUUUAGGGCAGCUGAGCAGAUUCUGUCAAUCUCCCUUUAGGCAGAUUUGGAAUACAUUAUAGAAUAAAUUUAAUCCCUGCACAAUUCUAAUAAAAUAGAGAAUCAUAUAUCCCAUCUGGGAGGCUUAAUUUCUGAUUGUAACUAUAUAAAUCAACAGAAAGCAUCUCUCACAAGAAUAUUUUCAGACCCAGAUGAUGAUUGAGUUACAAAUGCAUUUUUCAUGUCCUUAUUGUCAAAUGGAGGUCAGGAUAAAAUACAAUCAGAAGAUUGAUAUUAAGUUCUUGGAUGUAGAUCCUCAUCCAUUAAAUUAGUGUUUCUCCCUGGGUUUUAGUUUCACUACAUUCAAAAGUCUGAUUUAACUGAGUUCAACACAACAGUCUCACAACAGCAGAGAAUUUGAAUCUAUUUCUAAAAUGUAUAUGCACUGGGCAGAGUCUUUGAAGACUGUACCAUACCUGUCUCCAACAAAGAACUUCUGGUUGCCUGGAUAAUAGCACAGAUAAUGUUACUCUUCCAAUAAACUCCUUGAAGUCUAAGGAAAGAGCUAAUCUGCACUUUCUUUGGAGCAGAAACUCUUGAAAACAGUUGAGAUUGAAAGCAAACAAGUAUUAGGAGAAGUCCAUGUAUAGUUCAGAAAAGGUCACUACUAUUUAAUCAUUCUUAAUUAUUGAGAAGCAAGGAAAUUCCAUCUCCCAUUUCCCUCCAUCAGAUUUCUUUACUGAACAGCAAAGAACUAAAAUGGUCUGAACAAGCUAAUAAAGACAUCAGGAAGUUGAGCUCAUUGCCAGUAUUAGAACAAAUGCUGUACCUACAAAAGAGGUGAGUUCAUAGGAAGCUGAUGGCAAGCUCUGUUUCCCUAAAUGUUCAAAGCUUUGUCUUUUUCUAAAAGCACAAAAGGAGUGAUGUCUCAGUGGUUCAAUCAAAACCUCCAUCGUUUACCCCUAAAAUACUUUCAGCAAAUGAGAAAUGUUGAGAGUCAAGACUGCUAGCUUCUUUCUGCUGUGUGUUUGCCUAUGGCCAAAGGAACAUACUUUAAAGGACAUAGGUCUAACCAGUGGAUCUUUUAAUUGCAUACUUAGCUUGAUACUUGGGUGAAGGAUGAUUUUCAUAUCAUAUUGUUCAAAGACCUGUUGAGAUGUGGAGCAAAUGCUGUAAUCAUGCAAUAAUACUUGCAAUAAGUAUCAGUUUGGAAGUGUAACAAGAUUUUACCUUAUAUUCUUUCCAGCAACUUGGGGAUAUUUUUGUUCUCCAAAAGCUGUUGGCUCAAUUUUGCAUCUAGUCAAGUCAGGUGGAUUUUGCCUUGUCAAAUAGGUAUGGGAGCAUAAAGGACAACAACCUUAAAAGUAGAUGGAGAUAAGCCACAGACACCACAUUCAGACUGGAAGCAUACUGUAGGUCUCCUUAAGGUUUUGACUUAGCCUGUUGCAUACCCAAGGGAUCAGUAAGAAAAAUGUGUGUUUGCACAUAUCAAUUGCCCACCAAGCAUCCACAGGUCGGACCUGGUGUUUAGGUACACAUACAUCUUUGGUAGCAGUCACAUUAAAAAAUCAAUGGUAGGUUGUAUUUCCUUACCUAUAAAGGCAAAAGGAUGAUACAAAGGAUGAUAAAAUUUAAAAUUAGUAAGAGAGAGCAGUUUUUCAAGUGUGUGCACUGUGGAGUGUAAAAUGUUCCUACCGUCUUUCUCUGAAUUCCAGUGACAGAGUUUCACAUUUCUGCUUAUUUUUCCUAUCAUUUGAGUCUCUUGUAGAUCUCCAGUGAUUACCCGGUCCAGCUGAUUCUGAUCUGAGAUUGUAAUGCAUUAUACCACUUCUGUAUAACAGGAAAAGGAACUUCCUCUUUAAAGCUACGUAUUACUAAGCAAGGAGGAUUUCUGAUGGGUGGAGUUUUCCCUUGAGCUGGCUCCAUAAAGGCUUGCAGGAUUUACAGACCGCUCAGACUGCAAGCAGCAUGAACUGCAGCCUGACAGAGAGAGUGCUGCUGAGCUACCCGAUGGAUAGACAGCGGGACAGGUUGUGCCUUCAGUCUCUUUGGGACUUUGUCACAGCAGAAGAGCCAUUGAUCAAGUCACCGUUUUUUCCAGUGCUGUUUUCUUUCACAGCAUACAUGGCUUUCUGUCUUCCAUAUAUUGCACUGGACUUUUUAAGCAUUAGACUACCAAACUUGAGAAAAUACAAAAUCCAGCCACAGAACUAUCCGACUCUCGCAAUGAUGGUGCCUUGCAUUAUUCAAAGUGCUUAUCACCACGUUGUUUUGAUUUUCCCAGUGACAUUUCUGCACUGGUACUGGAGACCAAUGAAUCUCCCAGUGAUAGCUCCAGAGCUGCCUGAGGUCCUGCUGGAAGUAGGAGUUUGCCUGCUUCUGUUUGAUUUUGAGUACUUCCUGUGGCAUUUGCUUCAUCACAAGGUGCCUUGGCUCUACAAGACCUUCCACAAGGUCCAUCACAAACAUGUGUCAACAUUUGCUCUUACCACACAGUAUUCCAGUGUAUGGGAACUGCUCUCGCUGGGAUUUUUUGCUGCUAUCAACCCAGUGCUCCUCGGAUGCCAUCCUUUGACAGAAAUGAUUUUCUUCCUUGUAAACAUUUGGUUGUCAGUGGAGGACCAUUCCGGAUAUGACCUUCCAUGGUCAACUCACCGACUUGUGCCUUUUGGUUUGUAUGGAGGAGCCCCACAUCAUGAUCUCCAUCAUCUGAAAUUCAAAUCAAACUAUGCUCCUUACUUCACCCACUGGGACAAACUCUUUGGGACAUUCACAGAGUCACAUUCUAAUUAAGGAUAUUACCUGUGGAUGAACUCAUUUUUUUAUAGACUAAACCUAGACAUUAAUUUUUCAGAGACAUACAGAAGAUUGUAUAUUUGAAGCUGCCUAUAAAAGCAAUAGCUAUUUAUCACAAGUCCUCUUAAUAUAUGUGUAUUUGUAUGUAUACUUGGAACUGCCUAUAUUAAAUGACUGCAAAUGGGAGGGUAAAUAUCUGUUGCUUAAAUUUGUUUGAGUCAAAGGUAUAAAGGGAAGCAUUAAGAGACAUUCUCUCUUCUUUCCUUCUUUCCAGCUUUCAUAAAGCAUGUAUUGUAUUACUGUAUGAUGUUUUAUACAUACGCCAGAACAAUUAUCUUACUGUUGUAGGAUGAUUUAUGAUGUAAACAGAAAAGGUACACAUCAUGGAUUUUGUGGAGUUUAAUCUGCCAGAGCAUAUUAUUGAACAAUGAUGUUGUAAAAUUGUUUGAUCAACAAAACUAGUUGGCUAACUGUGCAAUAAUUUUGAUAUUUAUGUUUUAAACCUUGAUGUACUGCCUCUUUUUAAUAGAAAAUAAAUAUGGUAAUUCUUU